AUGGAGGACCGCCACGUCGCUGCCGUCGCGCUCGCCGGGGACCGCGCGCAGGCCCUCUUCGGCGUGUUCGACGGCCACGGCGGGAAGGGCGCCGUGGAGUUCGCCGCGGACAACAUGCCGCGGAUCGUGGCGGAGGAGCUUGAGAGGUCGGCGCGAAGCGGAGGACGCGCGGCGGUGGAGGGCGCCGUCCGGCGUGCGUACCUGCGCACGGACGAGGAGUUCUCCACCACCUCCUCCAAGAACCGGGAGCAGGCGGGCGGCGGGGCCUGCUGCGUGACGGCGCUGCUCCGCGAGGGCGGGCGGCAGCUGGUGGUGUCGGGCGCCGGGGACUGCCGCGCGGUGCUGAGCCGCGGCGGCAGGGCGGAGGCGCUCACCGACGACCACCGAGCGUCGCGGCAGGACGAGCGGGACCGGAUCGAGGCGCUGAAGGGCGGGCUGGUGCUCAACUGCCGCGGCGUAUGGCGGGUGCAGGGCUCGCUGGCCGUGACCCGGGGCAUCGGCGACGCGCACCUCAAGCCGUGGGUGGUGGCGGAGCCGGAGACGAGGACGGUCGACGUGGGCGCCGACUGCGAGCUGCUCAUCCUCGCCUCCGACGGGCUGUGGGACAAGGUGGGCAGCCAGGAGGCCGUCGACGCGGCCGCCGCCUCCUCCGGCGACCUGCCCGCCGCGUGCCGCCGGCUCGUCGACAUGGCCGUGUCCAGGGGCUCCUCCGACGACAUCAGCGUCCUCGUCGUCCAGCUCCAGCGCCGUCCUCUCCGAUAA
This is a messenger RNA of Triticum turgidum subsp. durum (durum wheat), 762 nucleotides long. The record is from the annotation of a GenBank genome assembly. NCBI's taxonomy places the organism in Eukaryota, Viridiplantae, Streptophyta, Magnoliopsida, Poales, Poaceae.